AUGCUCGCUGCCGCGCAGGCGCAAGCGCAAGCUCAGGCCGCGCAAGUACAACACCUCUCCUCGCAACAGCAGCAGCAGCAGCAACAACAUAUACCGACCAACUCGAAUCCGACGGGCGAAGUUGCACAGACGCCCGCACAGCAGGUGCUCCUGUCCCCCGCUGACCGCUUUGGGCUCGUGGGCCUGUUAAGCAUCAUCAAGAUGCCAGAUCCGGACCUGUCAAUGCUGGCGCUCGGCGCCGACCUAAGCAAGCUGGGCCUGAAUAUGAACAGCAGCGAGCCGCUCAGUGCGUCCUUCCUGACACCCUGGUCGGAGCUUGCGACUGCCGCAGGCGCAGGAGAUGGAGCCGCAGGGGGUGCAGCGACAAUGGCGGCGGGAGGUGUAGGAGCUCCGUUGGUAGAACCCGACUUCCACCUGCCGAGCUGCUACAAUGUCCAGCCGCCACCACCAGCACAGACCAAGAUCGGCAACUUCUCUGACGAGACGCUCUUCUUUGUCUUCUACUCUGCUCCUCGAGAUGUUCUGCAGGAGCUUGCGGCCCAAGAAUUGUAUAAUCGCAAUUGGAGGUAUCAUAAGGACUUGCACCUGUGGUUGACUAAGGAGCAGAACACGGAGCCGACGCAAAAGACUCCGCAAUAUGAGCGAGGGAAUUACGUCUUCUUCGACCCUGGUCCAUGGGAGAAGAUUACGAAGAACUUUACGCUCUACUACGAGUCGCUUGAAGAGAAGCCGGCGGCACAGGCGCAUAUUGCACAGCAGGCUGCAGCCGCAGCCGCGCACCACGCUCAGCAACAAGUGCAAGCGCGACGGGCAGCUCAUCAGCAACAGCAGCAGCAGCGGCAGCAGCAACAACAGCAACGGCCGUAG
This is a messenger RNA of Tilletiaria anomala UBC 951, 867 nucleotides long. RefSeq lists its product as uncharacterized. Bases 1 to 867 code for a protein of 288 amino acids. Gene Ontology annotation, biological process: nuclear-transcribed mRNA poly(A) tail shortening; regulation of DNA-templated transcription. Gene Ontology annotation, cellular component: P-body; CCR4-NOT core complex. The transcript is spliced from 3 exons. Lineage: Eukaryota; Fungi; Basidiomycota; Exobasidiomycetes; Georgefischeriales; Tilletiariaceae. The record is from RefSeq and is a predicted model, not a curated record.